This is a messenger RNA of Clunio marinus, 1948 nucleotides long. The record is from the annotation of a GenBank genome assembly. Lineage: Eukaryota; Metazoa; Arthropoda; Insecta; Diptera; Chironomidae.
GCAACUCGUCAAUUAUUAUUUUGAUAUUGACUCGCGACCUAUUUUUUAAAAAAAUGCUACGAUCCUGCGGUAAAAUAUUACAAAAUGUGUCAUUUAGAGUUUCUAGUAUCCGUACCAUGACACAUUAUCCCAUCGAUGAUGCCAUGUUUGGAUUGAGCGAGGAACAAAGUGCUUUACGUCAGACUGUUUUUAAUUUCGCACAAAAGGAACUGGCACCUUUCGCUUACGAGAUUGAUAAAAACAAUGAGUUUAAAGAUUUGAGAAGCUUUUGGAAGAAGAUGGGAAGUUUAGGUUUAUUAGGAAUUACAGCUGCAACAGAAUAUGGUGGAACUGGUGGAUCAUAUUUGGAUCACGCAAUUAUUAAUGAAGAAAUUUCACGAGCUUCAGGUGCCAUAUCAUUAUCAUACGGUGCACAUUCUAAUCUCUGUGUCAAUCAAAUCAACAGAAAUGGUUCCCAUGAACAGAAAGAAAAAUAUUUGCCAAAGCUCUGUUCUGGAGAGCAUAUGGGUGCCUUAGCAAUGAGUGAAGCAGGAAGUGGAUCUGAUGUUGUGUCAAUGAAAUUGAAAGCUGAAAAGAAAGGAGAUUAUUAUGUCUUGAAUGGAACAAAGUUUUGGAUCACGAAUGGACCUGAUGCUGAUGUUCUUGUGGUUUAUGCUAAAACGGAUACUAAUGUAUCACCUCAACAUGGAAUAACAGCAUUUUUAAUCGAGAAAAACUUUGAAGGGUUCAGUACCGGACCAAAGUUGGAUAAGCUCGGUAUUCGUGGAUCAGGCACUUGUGAAUUAAUUUUUCAAGAUUGCAAAGUACCAGCGACAAAUGUUCUUGGGGAUUUAAACAAAGGAGUUUAUGUGCUGAUGAGUGGAUUGGAUUAUGAGAGAAUGGUACUAGCUGGUGGCCCAGUUGGCUUGAUGCAAGCUGCUUGUGAUGUUGCCUUCGAAUAUGCUCAUUCAAGAAAGCAAUUCAAUCAAAGAAUUGGAGAGUUUCAACUUUUACAAGGUAAAAUGGCUGAUAUGUAUACAACAUUAAAUGCCUGCAGAAGCUAUUUAUAUAAUGUUGCUAAGGCUUGUGAUUUGGGAAAAGCAAACCCAAAAGAUUGUGCUGGAGUUAUUCUUUAUUGUGCUGAAAAAGCAACUCAAGUUGGACUUGAUGCAAUUCAAAUACUCGGCGAUGGCUCCAAAAAAUGUCCAAUUUGUAAAAUUUCUGCAAACUUCAAAAAUGUCAUGAAGCUCCCAGAUACAAUGAAAGUAUUUUUCAAGCCAGUUUCAUUAGCAAAACCAGCUCAAAUAAUGGAUUUUCAACGAAAACAUCAAAAACGGUUGGUGAAGUUGGCGAGUGAAUAUAAAGUAAAAACAGCUAAAAUAAAAGCUAAGAUAGAAAAGGAAGAUUUGGAAAUUAAGAAAAUGUUAACUGCUUACGAAAAAUUGGUUUCUCGUCGCAAGCAGAUGCAAGAGAAGCUUUACAAAAUUUAUUUGGCUAAUCAAAAACGAAAACCUGAAAUGAUGUAUCGAGAUUCAAGAGAAAAUACGAUGUCAACUUCUGUUUCUCAUAUUUCAAAUCAUUCUUCUUUAUCUCAUUCAAGAACUUUCAUCAAUCCUAAUUCUUCAAUGACAAAAGGCAAAUCCGGCUCCAGCUUCUUUAAUGAAGACGCUCCGAUGCUUCAAAGCCAAUCAAAACGCGUUAACAAACAAUGCAAUUUCUUUCAAAAUUCUUCUCUGCCAUCUCAAAGCAGUCGAAAACCAUUCUUUGCUUAAUGCAAAGCUUAUAACUUGUUUUCUCUUUAUUGAUUAAUUGAUUAUUUAGCUUUCAUUAAUAAAAAUUGACCAUUUUGAAUUAUAAAUAUCUGCAAGAAUGUCUUUCUUUAAAAUCUUCUGCUGAUUAAAAGCUCUUGAAAAAACGUCUUUUUUAGUUAGGUACAUUUAAAUAGAUGAAAAAUUAAGUUUAGAGAAAA